Messenger RNA from Suillus subaureus, 1224 nucleotides. RefSeq lists its product as uncharacterized. The transcript is spliced from 2 exons. Lineage: Eukaryota; Fungi; Basidiomycota; Agaricomycetes; Boletales; Suillaceae. The coding region runs from base 1 to 1224 and encodes 407 amino acids. The record is from RefSeq and is a predicted model, not a curated record.
AUGAACGACAUAUAUGCUGACAUGCCGCCCCUAGUUGAUGCGAACAAUAUGCCGCAGCCAAGGAUACCCCCUCCAGCAAACGCGACAUUUACGGCAAAUUAUCCACCCCCACAGAGCGCAUUCGCUGGCCAGGGGUGGAAUGCGCCACCUCCACAAAACACAUUCGCUGGCCAGGGGUGGGGUGCACCACCUCCACAAAACGCAUUCGCUGGUCAGGGGUGGGGUGCACCACGUCCACAAAACGCAUUCGCUGGCCAGGAGUGGGGUGCGCCCAUGCCUCAGCUGUAUCCUCCAUUCCAGGCAGCAGCCCAAGAAGAACAGGCAAGGUGGGCCCGAUACUGGCAAGCUCAGGUUGCGCCAGCUCCGCUAUCUGUGCCAAGUCCUUAUGUACCACACCUGCCCAUGAAUCCUGAGACCGUUCAACCUAAUAUCCGCAGGCGCAAUAGCAUCGGUGCAACUGGCCCUUACAACGCACAACAAGCCGCGGCGUGGAAUGCUUGGGGGCCAUUGAUGUUCCCUAACCAGGCUAGACCUCCCAUUCAAACAUUCCCAAGUACAAGUUCAUACACACCCUCAUCCGCAGUCUCUAUGACACGGUCAUUAUCUGCAGCAUACGUGCCUCCAGAUUGGCCGGGAGAGCGCCCAAAAAGCUGGAGACGCGGCUUCAAAUUCAAGUCGGGUAUUUCAUCCCUACUAUUCCGAAGUAAGUCUGUAUCAAGACCACCCGAUCCAUCCACCGAUAGCGCCCAGCUCGACCUCGCUCCUGUCCUGCGACACGACAGAGCUGUAAUCCUCGAUCUCCGUCGCAGCCAACACUUGCUUGUAAUUCGAGCGCUGGGGCGCCCAGUAGUCGCAAACGACUUGAUGAAACCGAGUACAAACCCGCCGACGUUGUUCAUGCGCCUCUAUCACACGCGCUUACCGUGGUACAUUGAUGUCGUGCCGUUAGGCAAUGGUUCCUACGUCACACUGGAUGACGUGUUCAUGACUAUAUGCCAAUUCCUAGCUGGACCGAUACGCAAUGAGGAUUACUACAACGAUGAGCUAGAUGCCGAGGACAAGGAGCAGCUUAGGCUGGCGUGGGAGACGCGUUGUAACAGCAAGAAAGAACGGAUGGAGGGGGUGAAGCGAGUUGAUUUUUUGCGAGAAAAGCACAUGUUUCUGGGGUUGGCUCGCGGCAAGAACGGCAUGUGGCAGCUGCGUACAGGAAAAGAUUACUUGUAG